Rattus norvegicus (Norway rat) is the source of this 2434-nucleotide messenger RNA. It is a transcript of the gene Cybc1, whose product is annotated as cytochrome b-245 chaperone 1. The record is from RefSeq and is a predicted model, not a curated record. Gene Ontology annotation, cellular component: endoplasmic reticulum membrane. Lineage: Eukaryota; Metazoa; Chordata; Mammalia; Rodentia; Muridae.
UCUUAUCCCGGAAGUCCGCGAAACAGAAGUCCGGAAGUUCGAGAGACUGUUCUCUCGCACUAAUUGUCGUACACGUUCCUCGGUUCUGGCAAACGUGCGUGUCCUGCAGCUUUUCUGGUUCCGAUCCGUUGUGUCCUGUGCAGGUCACCGCUUGCGGAUCUGGAUCGGGCGCAAGGCAGAUUGAGCAAACCGAGCGUGUGCACUCCUCAGGAGGAGCCAGCGGAACGGCCGCUUGUGGAGCUUGUUGUGGUUGCAGGCUUCGGGUGUGUUUUUCCAAGCCUGGUCGGCUGUGCAGUGGAGCCCAGGUUCCAGGGAUGUAUAUGCAGGUGGAAACACGUACCAGCACCCGCCUCCAUCUGAAGAGGGCUCCCGGCAUCCGGUCUUGGUCCCUGCUAGUUGGAAUAUUAUCCACUGGCCUGGCUGCUGCCUAUUACAGUGGAGAUAGUCUGGGCUGGAAGCUCUUCUAUGUCACAGGCUGCCUCUUUGUGGCUGUACAGAACUUGGAGGACUGGGAGGAGGCCAUUUUCAACAAGAGCACUGGGAAGGUCAUCUUAAAAACAUUCAGCCUCUACAAGAAGCUGCUGACUCUUCUCAGAGCGGGCCAUGAUCAAGUGGUGGUCCUGUUGAAAGACAUCCAGGAUGUGAAUGUGGAGGAGGAAAAGGUCCGUUACUUUGGGAAGGGCUACAUGGUGGUGCUCCGGUUUGCAACAGGCUUCUCCCACCCCCUUACUCAGAGUGCAGUCAUGGGCCGACGCAGUGACGUGGAAGCCAUUGCCAAACUCAUCACUAGCUUCUUGGAGCUGCACCGCCUGGAGAGCCCCUCAGAACGGUCACAAAGCAGUGACAGUGAACCUGAUGGCCCUGGUGGCCAGAGCUGACAGUGUGGAAUGGCUGCUGGUGAAUGUCACCCACUUCCGAUGCGUCUCCGACUGACUUGCCAAUUAUAAGGGUACAGGCAGACCUUGGACACCCGCCUAUGGCUCCUUGGGCAGUCCUACUACAGACUACCCGCCUUUUGCUUGUUUACGCUUCUACACUUUGCAGAACCAUGGGCUAGGCCUCUCCCACAACCCAGAAAGGCUGCAUCUGUCAGGAUGCAGGGGGUGGAUGCUACAUCCAGGGGAGGGCGAGGUCUCAGAAGUUAGUGCCUUCCCCGUGGCCGCUCUGGGUUGGGCAGCACAGCCGGGUCUGCAUAAGCUCGCCCAAGGGCAGUCUGAAGUAUAAGAUGCCAAGCUUUCUUCAGCAUAAGCCUAGUGCCUGCCUUCAAGAUGCCUUGCCACCCCAGGAUAUUGUAGGCAAGACUCCACUUCAUAGUGAGAGUGAGACACCCACACGCAGGUAGGAAGGACCCACUCCUGUAAACACUGAUGUUUACUCUCCCUGACCAUCCCUCAAGAUGGACACCCUUGGUGGUCAGGAGCUUCCCUGAAGGCAACUAUGGAUGCUGAAUGCCUGGCCACAGAACUCUCAGAGAAAUCAGAGUGUUGCUGACUACCCUGUUCCUUCUCAGACAACUUUGUCUGAGAUCCCAGCACUGUUGUAGCACAGCAGGAAUGGAAGGCUCUCCCAACCCAACCAGGGAAGAAGCUGCUACUGGAGGAAAGGUCACCUCUUUUGGUUUUUGGCAUCCUGCUGUCUUUAAGACCUGGGAGCUCCUUUACAGAAACUGAGUCUUAGCCUUUCAAGCCUUGAAAAGACCUGAAGAAAAUAGGCAUGUGGAGACACAGCCCUGUCAAUCCCAGUGUUCAGAAGUGGGGCGGGAAGAAAGUUCAAGGCCAGCCUGGGCCAUGGCCUCUUCUAAUAAAGUUGGUACCAACCACUUACGGUCCUUUUCUGCUCUUCUAGUUUCCUUCUGAGUCGACUCAAGUCCCUCAAAAGUACACUGUUUACUAAGUUUCCAGCUAGAAGCUGUGGAUCUCUGGUCUACACAGAGCUCCUCCAAGCCGUAUACCCAUACCUCAUCAGGUAGACCUGGGAAAUAGAAGAGUUACAUAGACAAAGAAGUUAAGGCAGCCCUGAGGCUACUGCCCCUAGGCUGAGCACAGUAGUUAGGCAAGAACUAUGAACAGGUCUUCUGAGGUGACUGCUACUAGUCCCAACUUGGGAACAUGGUCCCUUGAACAUGCUAAAGUGAGCUUUCUAAAUGGUUAAGUUAGAGAUUUUUCUCCCCAGAUGAAAUGUGAAAUAUAGCUUGUUGGUUUUUGGCUUGUUGCCCACAGACUCUUAAGGUACUUUAGACAAGAGAAGGAGGAGUCUGUCUCUUAGGUGCUGUCAUAUCCCCUUCCAAUAUUGCCCAGUGCUGAGACUCAUUCCUUGGUGAAGGCAUGAAAUUCUCUAUGGUGGUAAAAAGUUGAUCCAAGUUUCUGUUGGUGGGACUUCCACUUCCUGGUCUUUUUAUUUCAGAAGUAAUAAAGCUCUACGUGCAAAUUACAAA